GUGACGUUGCUUGACGCUGUUUCCUGUGUCGCUCUGGCGCGGGAAGGUCUGAUGCUGCAGGAUUCAUCAUGGACGUGGAGAUGAAAGAACCCGAUGGUGAACAAAGUCAGACAGACGCACAGAAUAAUAAAAAAGAAGAUAAAAAAGAAGAUGCUACAAAGUCUUCGACGAGCACUUAUGAACUCCCCUGGGUUGAAAAAUACAGACCGCUGAAGCUGAAUGAAAUAGUUGGAAAUGAAGAAACUGUCAGCAGAUUGGAGGUUUUUGCCAGAGAGGGAAAUGUACCCAACAUCAUUAUUGCUGGACCUCCUGGCACUGGAAAAACAACAAGCAUUUUAUGUUUGGCCAGAGCUCUUCUGGGCCCGGCAAUGAAGGAUGCUGUGCUCGAGCUGAAUGCCUCAAAUGAUCGAGGUAUCGACGUUGUCCGAAACAAGAUCAAGAUGUUUGCCCAGCAAAAAGUUACUCUCCCCAAAGGGCGUCACAAAAUCAUCAUUCUGGAUGAAGCUGACAGCAUGACUGAUGGAGCACAGCAGGCUCUGAGGAGAACAAUGGAGAUCUAUUCGAAGACCACCAGAUUUGCCUUAGCCUGCAAUGCAUCAGAUAAAAUUAUAGAGCCAAUUCAGUCACGCUGUGCAGUGCUGCGCUACAGUAAGCUGAGGGAUGAACAAAUCAUGAUGCGGCUGAUGGAGGUGGUGGAGAAAGAGAACUUGCACACCACUAACGAUGGACUGGAGGCCAUUAUCUUCACUGCCCAAGGAGACAUGAGACAGGCGCUAAACAACCUGCAGUCCACCCAUUCUGGAUUUGGUUUUAUCAACAGUGACAAUGUGUUCAAGGUAUGUGAUGAGCCACACCCCCUGCUGGUUAAAAACAUGCUUGAACACUGUGUCAGUGCCAACAUCGACGAGGCUUACAAGAUAAUAUCACAGCUUUGGUCACUUGGCUACUCUCCUGAAGAUAUCAUAGGGAACAUCUUCAGAGUGUGUAAGACCUUCCAAAUGCCGGAGUACUUGAAACUGGAGUAUAUCAAGGAGAUUGGCUACACCCACAUGAAGGUAGCAGAAGGAGUAAACUCUCUCCUCCAGCUGGCUGGACUGUUAGGACGUCUCUGCAGUAAGACUGCAACACCUGAGGCAAGCUAAAGCCUACUGCUUCAUACUCCACAGUUAAGCUGAGAUUCAAACCCGUCAGUAAUAUAGUCCAAGUACAUUUAACUGUAAAUAGUUUUAAAAAUUCCUCAAUAAAACCUAUGCUUUUUCA
Messenger RNA from Ictalurus furcatus (blue catfish), 1260 nucleotides. RefSeq names its product replication factor C (activator 1) 2 (gene rfc2). Gene Ontology annotation, molecular function: ATP binding; DNA binding; DNA clamp loader activity. The coding region runs from base 69 to 1142 and encodes 357 amino acids. The transcript has 11 exons. Gene Ontology annotation, biological process: DNA-templated DNA replication; DNA repair. Lineage: Eukaryota; Metazoa; Chordata; Actinopteri; Siluriformes; Ictaluridae. The record is from RefSeq and is a predicted model, not a curated record. Gene Ontology annotation, cellular component: DNA replication factor C complex; nucleus.